AUGGCGUUUCCGUUCCGCGACAUCAAUGUCCAGGUCAGCCCCGACUCCUAUGUCUUCAAGUCGCCGUCCACGCCCAACGCCCCGGCCCUGACCAUCGACCGCCCGACCGGCGAGGUCCGUCUCAACGAUGCGGCGCUUCUGUCUGGCAAGCGUGUGACGCGCGUGUUCAGCAUCAAGGGCAUCCUCGGCAUGAUCCAGCUGCGCCUGGACAAGUACGUCAUCGUCAUCACCAAGGACGAGCACGUCGGCCGCCUCAAGGGCCACAUGGUCCACCGCAUUGUGCAGGUCGAUGUCUUGCCCGUCCACGAGCGCCAGCUGAGCGACCCGGACGAGGACCGCUUCCUGAGCCUGCUGCGUGGCUUUUUGAAGUCCGGCUCCAUGUACUUCUCCUACACCCUCGACCUCACCAACAGCUUCCAGCGCCAGGUCGCGCAGCAGGACGCCGCGAGCGCGGCCGGCCACGCCGAGGCCCCGCUCUGGAUGCGCGCCGACGACCGCUUCUUCUGGAACCGCUUUGUGCAGUCGGACUUUGUCGAGUACCGCCACCGCGGCGCCCGCGGCCAGCUCGGCGUCCAGGCCGGCAUCGAUCCCUACAUCCUGCCCGUCAUGUUCGGCAUGCUCGAGAUCCACCCGACGACCUUCCGCGGCCGGCCGCUGACCAUUGCGCUCAUCACCCGCCGCUCGCGCUUCCGCGCCGGCACGCGUUUCUUCUCGCGCGGCAUCGAUGAGGAUGGCCACGUGGCCAACUACAACGAGACCGAGCAGAUCGUCGUCCUCAACGACAGCGGCCAGAGCAACCUGGCCGGCUACUCGGGGACCGGCGACAUGCAGACGGGUCGCCAGCUGGUGGGCGAUGCUGGCAACAAAACCGCCGGCACCGAGACCCAGAUCCUGUCGUACGUGCAGACCCGGGGCAGCGUGCCCGUCUUCUGGAGCGAGAUCAACAACCUCAAGUACACGCCGCGUCUGGAGGUGCGCGGCGAUGCCGGCGGCAUCGAGGCCGCCUUUCCUGCCGCCAGCGCCCACUUUUCCGAACAGGUGCGCAUCUACGGCGACAACUACCUCGUCAACCUCGUCAACCAAAAGGGCCGCGAGCGCCGCGUCAAGGAGGCCUAUGAGAGCAUGAUCAAGUUCUUCCAGGGCGGCGCCGCCGGACGCGGCGGCAGCAGCAGCAGCAGCAAGGAGCUCAGCGAGAAGCUGCACGCCCUCGACGGGACCACCCCUGCGGCCGCCGCAGCCGCAGCGUCCCGCCGCGGUGGCAGCGUGGGCGGUUUCGCCGAGAGCCAAAAGUACACGCAGAGCCAGCUGGACCGCGUGCACUACAUCUACUUUGAUUUCCACAGCGAGACCAAGGGCCAGCGCCUCGACCGCGCCAAGCUGCUGCUCGACCAGAUGCACGAUGCCCUCAUUGCCCAGCAGUACUUCCGCGCCGCGGACCUGCCUGGCCACGGCGGCGUGGCCGCCCGCCUGGAGCCCCGCACCGUGCAGACGUCUGUCGUGCGCACCAACUGCAUGGACUGCCUCGACCGCACCAACGUCGUCCAGAGCAUGCUGGCCCGCUGGACCCUCGAGCGCAUGUUUGCCGAUCUCGGCAUCAUGGCCCGCGGCGGCACGCUGGUGGACCAGGACCCGGCCUUUGAGGUGCUCUUCCGCAACCUGUGGGCCGACAACGCCGACCGCGUCGCCGAGAGCUAUGCGGGCACCGGCGCCAUGAAGACGGACAUGACGCGCCUCGGCCGACGCACCAAGGUGGGCGCCCUGCGCGACGGCCAGGUCGCCAUCACGCGGUACUGCCGCAACAACUUCUUGGACGGCCCCCGCCAAGACGCCUUUGAUUUGUUCUUGGGCGCCUACGCGCCCAGCGAGGCCACCGCCCACUUCGUAUUUGCCGAUCGCCGCCCCGUGCUGAUUCAGGCCGUGCCCUACGUGCUGGCCUUUGCCGUCUUCUUUUUGCUGGUCGGCCUGUUUACGAGACGGCUGCCCGACGCGGCCGUGCUGCCGAUGCGCUUUUUCCUGCUGUUCUGGGCCGCUGUGGCCGCCUACAGCGGCCGCUUUGUCCUCCGCAGCGGCGAGCUGUACGUCAACUGGCCCAAGCUGAUCCCGCGCCCGGCGUCGGUCGAGGACUACCACGCGGCCUUGACCAAGGCGCGCAAGGACAAGCUGCUGGGCGCCUUUGUGGCCCGCCACGAGCGCGGCCUCAGCACCGCGCGGUAUAUGAGUGCCGAGGAGGGCAAGAAGAGGAUUGAGUAG
Molecule: messenger RNA, 2250 nt
Organism: Sporothrix brasiliensis 5110
Lineage: Eukaryota; Fungi; Ascomycota; Sordariomycetes; Ophiostomatales; Ophiostomataceae
Product: SAC1 protein
Exons: 1
Coding region: 1-2250 (749 amino acids)
Biological process (GO): phosphatidylinositol dephosphorylation
Cellular component (GO): endoplasmic reticulum
Molecular function (GO): phosphatidylinositol-4-phosphate phosphatase activity
Source: RefSeq, a predicted model, not a curated record